CACAACUUCAAUUCCUAGACUGCACUGUAGUGAACCGAAAUUGUUCACGAGCACGUUUGAGUCAAAGUGAUAGCGGUAAGAAGUCAAUUGGUCGCAUUGCGCCGCUCCUUUGCUGUUGAUUCUCCCUGUUGCGAAGGCGCAGGUAUCUCUCGGCAAUCCUCCGCAUUUUCCAACUUCAUCACCACAAAUCUAUUGCAAACAACACCGACGGCAUCAAUCACACCAUCUACCCUCUCCGACACCUCAUAGACUCCUCUAAACGCUGAGAACACCUUUACUUCACCCUUCACACUCCAUCAAAAUGUCCCGCAGCAACAAACUCGCCCCCGAGGCCAACCGCAUCCUCUUUGUCAAGAACCUGGCCUACAACGUAGACAGCGAGAGUCUGUGGUCUUUGUUUUCCAAGUUUGGAGGUGUACGCCAAAUAAGACUGGGAAACUCGAAUACUACAAAAGGAACAGCAUUUGUGGUUUACGAUGAGGUGCUAGAUGCGAAACAAGCCUGCGACAAGCUGAACGGGUUCAACUUUAUGAACCGCUACUUGGUUGUUCUGUACCACCAGCCUGAGAAAAUGAAGAUCGAAGUGAAGGAAGAUAUUGCUGCCAGGCAAGAGAAUCUUGAGCGCAUGAAGCGAGAACACGGAAUCGAGUGAUUUCUCAAUAAGCAUACGAUGCAGCCAAAUCUGCUCAAGUAUCUACUAUAUGCUAGCAGAAAGUUCGGACACAUGCAAAAAUCUCGACCUCAACGGCGUCGGUGGCAUUGGCAGAUUCCCACAUAUGCCUCUAUUCUUCACGAAGAGACAGCUCACCGUUGCUAGCGACGCCGCGCGUGGAAAGCCAUCAAUCUCAAGAUCUAAAGGGACUGCGCAGAUGGAUUGUGGAAGGCGAAAGUGGCGGAAGGCCGGGGGAACAACGAAUGCGUCGUUUUAGCGACGCGAACAGGAUGACGAUAGUCCUUACUAUAUGAGAAAGAGAAGCAAGAGCCUUGAGUGUGAGGGAGCCGAUAUUACAGGGAUCCCCGUCAGACAUAGAUAAAUUUUCGUCUUCUGCGAAAAGACAAUAUUGCGCCCAACAACCAAGGAUAGUUUCCUUUCCGAGAGUCGCGGCUUUGGCAUUUUGAUCAAUGCUGUUAUAUGCGUAGCCUUAAUCUCUUGGGGGAACUUUUAGG
This is a messenger RNA of Exophiala oligosperma, 1167 nucleotides long. RefSeq lists its product as uncharacterized. The transcript has a single exon. Gene Ontology annotation, cellular component: ribonucleoprotein complex; nucleus; cytoplasm. NCBI's taxonomy places the organism in Eukaryota, Fungi, Ascomycota, Eurotiomycetes, Chaetothyriales, Herpotrichiellaceae. The coding region runs from base 302 to 652 and encodes 116 amino acids. The record is from RefSeq and is a predicted model, not a curated record. Gene Ontology annotation, molecular function: mRNA binding.